This is a messenger RNA of Paramisgurnus dabryanus, 5546 nucleotides long. RefSeq names its product adenylate cyclase type 8. Gene Ontology annotation, biological process: adenylate cyclase-activating G protein-coupled receptor signaling pathway; intracellular signal transduction; cAMP biosynthetic process. Gene Ontology annotation, molecular function: adenylate cyclase activity. Gene Ontology annotation, cellular component: plasma membrane. The record is from RefSeq and is a predicted model, not a curated record. NCBI's taxonomy places the organism in Eukaryota, Metazoa, Chordata, Actinopteri, Cypriniformes, Cobitidae.
AGUGCCUGCUGCGCACGCGUCAAAACCGUUUAUGAUAAAAGAGAUGCUCGCGUUCACAAAAUACACGCAAGACACUCCCUUAAUAGUAAACUAUGAUUACGCAUGAGAUUAUGCGAGUAUCUGGCAAACGUGAGCGUCUCUUUUAUCAUAAACCCUUUAGACGCAGCAGGCACUUUCAUAAGGCGCAUGAUGCACAUAGGUUCACUCGACGCGGCGAACACAUAUUUUGAAAUUACGAACCACACACAUUACGGGCUACAUACAUGUUGUGACGAACUUCACAUCAUGCGCCCUCGAAAAAAAGAAGUCACCGUCGCCACUGUAAAAUAUAUUAGUAUAUUGACCAAAUUGUCCAAAUAUUUGAGCCUUUUACCUUUAUUUGAAAAGGACAGUGAGAAGUAACUGGUGGAUUUUUUUAGAAGUGGAGAUUUUUGCAUGUACUUAGAGGGGUUUGCUGCAAAAGCCAGACACGUUUUUUAAAUACCAAUGAAAUAGCUCAAAUGACAAAUUGUGCAAAUAAGGCAUUUCGAUUACUGACUAAUAACUCUUUUUAUUGCCAUUAAAGUGAAAUUACUGAAUCUAAAUAUAAAAGUCUGAUAAAAAUGCUCAUUUACAAGAAAAUAUAUCAGACACACUUUUUUGUUUUGCAUCUGAGCUUACAUUUUACAUUUGUUGUCAUUUUUUAAGGGGGCAUAUCAUGAAAAAGUGCAAUAAUUGGGUCCCCCGGUGCUUCCAUCAACCUAGAAAAUAUAAAAAAACAACACAUUAACUUAGUUUUGUUAAACCAUUCUCUGCAAGCAUGUGAAAAAAUAGGUCAUUCAAAUUGGCUCCCCUUGUGAUGUCAGAAGGGGAUCUUAUUAUAAUAAUAAUACCACCCCUUAAUCUGCAACUAUCCAACCACGACAAUGCCAUUUAGUGCAGAGAGAGAGAGAAAAUAAUUGACGGCAAAAUUGAGUUUCAAUUUCAGCAAACCACCAUUAUGGCGAUCAGUGUUGCAUUUCAUCAGCUCAUUUGCAUUUAAAAGGACACACCAAAAAACGGCACAUUUUUGCUCAGACUUAUACCAAGUGGCAAUUUUAACAUACUAUAAUAAUUAUCUAUUUUGAGCUAAAUCUUCACAUUGGAUAUGCUUAAUUCUUAUUUAGGCGUCAUGCAUAUGUUAAAUUUAAAGCUGAUGCUAUUUAAGUAUACCAUAUAAAUCUGUUUCCUUUUGUACGUUUGGGUUGUACUGCAGGUUUGUGCACUUGAUAGACGUCUUCAGCAGUGGUUUCACAUCUGAAGCUUGCACACAGUUUAAAUCAUGGUUGUCUGUUCAACUGAAGUCCUUUCUCAGCCUCCUGCAUCCCUGGGCGACACCUUUUCCCCAAUGCUGAAGCGCAAACUGAUGUGGCAGAAUGCAGUACGUCACAUUAUCGACCAACGAGGAAUGCACCAUGAGAGGCGAAUACCCAAUACUCGCAAAAUCAUUGUUACCGAUGCCUACAUCGAAGACAUCAACAGGCAGAUCCGUAGCAAAGCCGCAAGGAGCAACGCCGGCAUGCACAAGCGGCGUUCCUCCGCCGCCCGCAUCCAUCCAUUACGAGACCGCAAUUCCACCUCCACCACAGAUUCUCUUGGUGAUGCUGACUUCUUUGUGAGUUGGGGCUUAACAGUGCGCGGGGUCUUCCUGCCCUCUCUCCACCACAGGUUCAAGUCUCAGGACCUAGAGCGCUUGUACCAGCAGCACUCUUCAGGUCAGCGGCGAACUUCUCUUGUUGUCACAAAUGUUAUAGAUAUCCUUACCAAACUCCAUAUUCUCAUCAUCUACCUGGCUGUAGCUCCAGAGAUGGUGGACUCUCGACAAGGGUGGUUGGCUGGGAUCUUCAUGGCACUCGGAGCAGUUUUAUGCAUCGUAGUUCUUACCUGUAAGGGUUUGACAUCUCCGGAUUACCUGCGCUAUGUCGGGAUGGCGAGCUGGUUGUUUCAAACUGUGCAGGCGCUGAGUGGUUUGGUGUAUGGGCUGGAGAGUGACCAGUCUUGGUAUGUGCUCUUCACCUUGUUUGCCACUUACACAUUAUUGCCCCUACCUCUGCUGUGGUCCAUCUGCACCGGGUUCCUCACAGCUGCCUUGCACCUGUUGGUGGAUGCUCUUAGAAACCAUAAUGAUGCUGGCGUUGUAAGAAAGUUGCUCGCAAAAGGUCUUUUGUAUAUGGGUAUGAACACUGCAGGGCUGUUCAUUCAUUACCUCUCAGAUCGUGCCCAAAGACAUGCCUUCCUUGAGACACGGCGAUGCAUCGAGGGACGGGUCAGGAUAGAACGAGAGAACCAAAGACAGGAGCGCUUGGUGAUGUCCAUUCUUCCUCGAUUUAUUGCCAUGGAGAUGAUUUCUGACAUGAGUGCUAUGGAUGAUGAGUCACUCUCCCAACAGUUUCACAAGACCUACAUCCACCAUUACAAAGACGUCAGUAUCCUGUUUGCUGAUAUUAAAGGCUUCACUUCUCUUUCAAUGACCAUGUCGGCUCAGGAACUUGUGCGCACGCUCAAUGAGUUGUUUGGUCGCUUUGAUCGGCUUGCAGAGGAGAAUCAUUGCAUGAGGAUAAAGAUUAUUGGAGAUUGUUACUACUGUGUGUCUGGAGUGCCAGAACCUGAGACAGCACAUGCUCGCUGUUGUGUGGAGAUGGGUCUGGCCAUGAUCAACACUAUACGACAUGUACGCAAGGAGUUGAAGAGAGACGUUGACAUGCGUAUCGGGAUCCACUCCGGCUCGGUUCUGUGUGGGGUUUUGGGUUUGCAGAAAUGGCAGUUUGAUGUGUGGUCUUGGGAUGUAGAUGUCGCCAACAUGCUAGAAGCUGGAGGCAUUCCGGGGAGGAUUCACAUAUCACGAGCAACCCUUGACUGUCUCGAGGGCGUAUAUAAGACGGAAGAGGGUCGAGGCCACGAGCGGAAUGAGUUUUUACGCAAACACAAGAUAGAUACGUUUCUGAUCUGCCAUAUGCUGCAGGAAGACAAGGAGCCACCCAGAGUCCGGAGGCCCAGCAAAGGCGAGACAUCAUGGAGCUCUGAGCUUCCCUUUGAUGACAUCAUUGGCAUGAACUGCAUCUUAGCUACUUUCACCAAUGGCUCCCUGGUGCAGUUACCCGGCCAUAUCACAGCUCACUGUGCCAACUCGAGAGAGAUCAACAAAAGAAUCAAGAAGGCCAUUGAGGUGCGCAGUAGUGAGCGAAUGCGCAAAGAACACAUCACGCCCUUCAUGCUGGUCUUCAAAGACACACACGUCGAGGGCAAGUUUUCCCAGAUGCGAGAUGAGAUGUUCAAGUCUAAUUUAGCUUGCUCCUUCCUCAUGCUCCUCUUCAUCGUGGCCAUUCAGGCCCUGAUUCCCUCACCACAAAUCUCUCCGAUGAUCAUCCAGUUUUUAGUUUUCCUAUUUGCCUACGUUCUGUUGCUUCUGGUUACACUGGCUGAAGAAUUUAAGUGCUCUCCACUGUACCUGCAACACCUGUGUUGCUGGAUCCACGAGACCAAGACCGUCCGUAACCUGCUGACCCUCACCGCUAUUGCUAUUAACUUCGGUGUGGCCUUCUCUGAUAUUUUAUGGUGUAACACAAUAGAGGUGAGUGAAGAGGACAACAAAACUCAGUUUCCAGUAAACAUCUGCACCCAUCCUGAGUUCUUUGUGUUGAGCGGCGUGGUUGCAAUGGUGACGUGUGCGGUGUUUCUAAGGCUCAGCUGUCUGUUGAAGCUGGCUGUACUGAUGUUGGUCAUUGCUGUUUACACAUACCUCAUUGAAGUAGCCUUCCAUGUGCUCUUUAUACGCCAAAAUCUGAAUGGCCAAAUUCAAAAAUCUCAGCACCUAAGAAAGAAAGGCAUCUCUGUCCUGCUAAUGGCAAUGUUUGUUGUGGUUGUUCUUUAUAACAGUAGACAGUUAGAAACUACAGCCCGGCUUGACUUCCUAUGGCGUCUGCAGGCCAGACAGGAAGUGGAGGACAUGAAGGAACUGAGGGAACAUAAUGAGUGUCUCCUUUAUAACAUCCUCCCUGCCCAUGUUGCUCGACACUUUCUCGAAAGAGACAGGAACAAUGAGGACCUGUUCUCUGAAUCAUACGAGAGAGUUGGGGUGAUGUUUGCAUCUAUUCCAGAUUUCACCGAUUAUUAUGAGAAGAAAGAGUUAAUUCAUCAAGAUGUUGAGUGUCUCCGACUUCUUAAUGAGAUCAUAGCUGACUUUGAUGAGUUGCUGGAAGAACCUUAUUUCCAGGAGAUAGAAAAGAUCAAAACCAUUGGCAGCUGCUACAUGGCUGCAUCAGGCUUGUCUCCUGAGAAACAGGAAUGUGAAGAUGAAUGGGCCCACCUCAGUACGCUGGUUUUGUAUGCUUUGGCCAUGAAAGAAACACUGAAAGAAAUUAACAAGCGUACCUCAAACAAUUUCCAGCUGCGUGUUGGCAUUUCUCAUGGACCUGCAGUUGCUGGAGUGAUUGGAGCCACCAAACCCCAAUAUGAUAUUUGGGGCAUGACAGUGAAUCUAGCUAGCCGAAUGGACAGCACAGGUAUAUGUGGCCACAUUCAAGUCCCAGAGGCCACAAGCCACAUCCUGGCUGACCGCGGCUUUGUGAUACAGCUUAGAGGAGACAUCUUCAUCAAAGGGGUCAGCGAGCAACGGGGAGGGGUUCGCACGUACUUUGUCAGCAACAGAGAACAGAGCUCGAACUACGCUGAGAGAAGCACCUGCAGAGGGGUCUCCCAUGGGAGAAACACCCUUGCUGCUAUGGUUUUUAACAUGGUGCAGGCUCGAAAGAAAGAGGAGUUACGAGAGGCUAAUGGCGGCUUUCAUCUUAUGGAGAUGUCAUGAAUUUGGAUAGAUUCAAGCAAAACUGGACUGGAACCAUAUUUAAUACCUCUUUUUUUAGAGAUGUAUCUCUUUUAUGAUUUAUGGCCUUUCAAGAGAUUCAGUAUGGUCUGUAUUUCUGUAUUAAAAUGAACAGUUUAAUGACUAAGUCUGUGAAAAAACCCAGCUAAAGUAAUGGUUUUGUGAUGUCCUGUUUUUUACAUAAAAUCAUCCUACAUAAUGUAAAAAACAUUCUGUGAAAAUAUAACUUGAUAUCUUUAAAGGAAAACACCACCGUUUUUAAUAUUUUACUAUUUCCUUACCUCAACUUAGACUAAUUAAUACAUACCUAUCUCUUUUCAAUGCAUGCACUUAAUCUUUGUACAGCGCGGUGUGAAUGUGUUGGCAUUUAGCCUAGCCCCAUUCAUUCCUUAGGAUCCAAACAGGGAUGAAUUUAGAAGCCACUAAACAUUUCCAUGUUUUCGCUAUCUAAAGACUUUUACAAGAGUAUAGUUACACAAGUAAGUAUGGUGGCACAAAAUAAAAUGUGGUGAUUUUUUAAGCGUAUGAAAAAUGAGAACUAUAUUGUACGGCAGAAGAGCACUUUGUUUGCAGCACUUCGACCACGGGUGCAGUCAUAUUGACGGGAAUUUGAGCGAGAGGGGGAGUAGUCAGGAGUAAUGAUGUUACUGUGCGUUUUUAAAUAGGGAAAACAUUGAAGUGUUUGUUGGCUUCUAAAUUUAUCCCU